Leishmania major strain Friedlin is the source of this 13248-nucleotide messenger RNA. RefSeq lists its product as hypothetical. Gene Ontology annotation, biological process: organelle organization. Bases 1 to 13248 code for a protein of 4415 amino acids. Gene Ontology annotation, molecular function: protein binding. Gene Ontology annotation, cellular component: cytoplasm. The transcript has a single exon. Lineage: Eukaryota; Euglenozoa; Kinetoplastea; Trypanosomatida; Trypanosomatidae. The record is from RefSeq and is a predicted model, not a curated record.
AUGGAGUCUCAACUCGCUAUAUGCAAGAAUCCGUCAUUCCCCAUUCAGCAGACCGCCCCCAAGCCGUACUUGGCUGUGUGCGCAGAAAUCACACCGAAGGGUCGCAACUGGAAUGCCGAGUUUCAACUGGCCUGGGAGAUGGAGAAUGACAGCAUCGAGCAAGCGGAGCUUCGGAUGCGCAUCCUUCAUCAGAUUGAGCGCGACUUCGAGAGAGAGGCGGCAGACACGAUUGUCAAGAUCGUGCGAUUAGAGAAGGACAUGCCGGCGGAGCUGCUGAACUUUGUGCAGUGCUUCAGGGUGCGCAACAUUUUUUUUCGUAUUCUGCCGGACAGUCGUUCUGGCCGAAACUACAUCGCUUCCUUGCGAGGAAUUCUGCAGAGCGACAGUCACCUCCUCUCGGUGCCGCUCUCCACCAUGUUCUACUACCGCGGCAUGCCGGUGCUAGCCCAGGCGCUAGUGCCCAUGACGAAGCGACCGAAGCGGCUUUACGGGGUGCAUUCCGCCAACGAUGUCGAGGUCGAGGCUGAGCUCGCGUUUAUCGCGGAGGCGCUCCACAUUCCGCUCCCCGACACCGGCAUAGAGGUCUACGAGGCACUGGAUGGGCGCUACUACGUCACCAACUCGAAUGCAACGCUGACGCCGCUGUUUGUGGAUGACACGAUCAUGAAGCGCCAGGAAAUGCUGCGGGUGUGCCCCGAGGUGGUCGAGGGCGCCGACAACACGAUGGAGGUGCUGGACGAUAGGGCCCUCCAGGAAACUGUUCUCCAAGUAUGUUGCAGCUCCACCACCGCGACUGUUUCUGCUACCCUCACUCAGGUAUGUGAAUCCCUCCACGCCCGCGGUGUUAACUUGUGCCUUCUCAAGCAGGUAGCGCACCGGCUGCUGUUUGCCGGUCACUACGACAUACGUGCGGUGGAACAGACGGUGCAGUUGCUUGCGUGCGAGAUGCUCUGCCGUGCAGUAAAGCAGGAGUUCUACAUCGAGAUUCAAGGUAAACGCAUGGCCUACGACGAGCUUUUUCUGACGCGCACCCUCUCCAAAUACUUUGCAUUGGUGUUCGCUCCCUCGCCGCAGUUCCGCGCCAAAUUCCUUGACGUGGUCUCGAAAAAGUACGGCAUCACAGCCGAGGAUGAAGACCUCAUCGACGUGCUCGUCUCCUUCAGGACAGAGUGGAAGCAGCGCAUCAUGGACCGUGUGUGCCACCUACUCGGCGCCACGAUUCGCAAAGAGAACGGCGCCAUGCAGGUGACGUGGAGACCCUUCGCAAACUCGUCCGUAAUUCCACAAUUGGUGGACCCGGCAGUGGCAAUACAAUUGGCAGCGGUGUACAACCGCGUGCGCACGGACCCGCCACACUGGUACGCGUUCUGCUUGCCUCUGCGCUGGAAGGUGGCGUGCUGGCAGCGCAACUUUGCCGAAGCACUUAGCCUCGUGCGCGAGGGCGCAGCCGCGCAGGAGGAGCGCACCGGUCCGCAGCAUCUCAUCCGCUUGAUGAUGGAGCGCUCGGUCUGCCAUGUGUCUUUUCAAACGCAUGACUGGCAGUGCAUCCAGGACGGGCGGUCGCGCUUCCCUACCGUACUGGCAGGGUACGAGCAAUGGGCUAGCCGCAAGACCCAGGGGCGCCGCUGUAUCGAGUACGGCUUUUGGCUCGUCGACGUGGCAGAGGCGCUGAUCGAGGCGCCGGCAGAACUGCGCAGCUGCGUUGAAGAGGCCGUGUACUACUUCUACAAUGCCAUCGCGCGCAUGCCAGCUUAUUUGCGCAGCGAGCACGGAGCGUGGCUGCACCUGCAGCCGUACAUGGGUCUUCUGCGCUGCAAGAAGCUGCUGCCCUCGUGCUCCGUUGACACACAUGCUCUUGUCCAGCAUUCAGUGGAGCUGAGCAAGGUGGGCUGGGCCUCCGAUUUCUUCAUCAGCUACCUCAGUGAGUUGGGCCGGCAACUGGAAUACGAAGGGAACUUUGCGGACGCCAUUCAGGUGCUACUGACGGCCAUCUCGCUGUCGAAGGAAAAGCCAACAUUUGCGCCCGAUUUGCACACGCUUCUCGCCGACGCUGCCCAUGUCUACCGAUCCUGGGAUCUUCGCACGCACGCCGACGCGUGCCUUGAGCUCACGAAUGAAGCCAUCCGCUACGCCGCCAAGUACUACGGCGUAGAAAGUCGUGAAUACGGUGUCGCCCUCAACAACCGUGGCUCUAUCGAGAUCGAACUCGGCUGGUUCGGCCGCGCUGAGGAGACGCUGCGCAACGCUGGGGCCGCCUUGAACGCUGCGGGUGUUCCACACGGCGACCCCGACUACGUCGCGUACGCGCGUAACCUCGACACGCUGUGGCGGCGGCGGCACCCGAGCCAGCCACGGUCCACACAUCUCCCCAGAUUUCUGCGCCGCUUUCCUUUCUUGGAGUCUGCCUGCGAAGGCAUCCCAUGGGACGAUGUUCGGCCUAUCGAGGACGGCCGCUUUGCAGAGCUGGCGCGAAACCGUGCACGCGAGGCCGAGGGGACCAAGGAGGCAUACCGUCUGGAGGCCGAUAUGAAGCAGCGGGUCGGUGAGAUAUUCCGAGCUCUCUUGUCCGGCGCGACGCUCAAGCAGUACCCAUUCCUACCAGCUCAGCUGGAAGGAGUGUACGUGGAAGGUCUUUCACUCAUGUACGACCGAAUUUUCCUUGAGUUGGCGACGCAGUGGCAACAUACGCCGGCGGCGUCUCCAGCCCGCCACCUGCAAGAGCGUCGCAUGCUUGCAUACGUAUCGGUCAAGGGUCGGCGCAUGGCAGACCGCCGCGCCUACGAGCAUCACGUAGAGGACACAUUCCUGGAGCGUUACGGCACAUCCGUGAAUGUACUGCUUCCUGUGGAUUUCUCUGAGGUGGUGGAGGAUGCUGAGGUACAGUCCCUGAUGAGCGAGUACGAGCGAUUGAAGGCACACCGCGCACCUACGGCGGAGUUGAACGAGGCGCAGGCACGGAUUGGCCACCGUGUAGACGCCUUUGAGUCAGAGCAGUGGGGUUGGCGCCAGGCGAUCUCGGCUUGGGUGCCGGAGAGAUUGCUGCACUCCUGCUGCCUGCGCGACCUUUCUCGCGAUGGCGCCCUCCGUGACUUGCUGACCGCCCACCAACACGCCACACACACCGGAGAGAUCGUGAUGCCACAGGACAUUCUGGAGGCUCGCAUCGAAGCCCUGUGUAUGUCCAUCUGGGAGCGUGGGCAGCUCGAUCGCCUGUACUGCCGCUCUGAAUCUCACCAGCUGCAGCAGCGCUACCGUCUGUCCUCGCCUCGUGUGCAUCUCCAGCCCCUCGACGCCAUCUUUGAAGAUCUGCUCGAGCCGUGGAGUGGGAGUCUGCACGCCUCCACCGACCCAGACGACCGGGAUCACGUGGUUGCCGCGGUGCACCGGCGCGCAAGGCUCAACGCCGAUGCUGAAUACCUCGAGCAGUGGUAUCCGUGUCUCCGUGGGACGCAGUGCCCAACAUGGAUGCUGGUGGGUCUGCCUCACCGCUUCGACGCGGCCUACCAACGUGAGCGAGUGCAGUGGCAAAAGAGCGACGACAGCAACAGUGCUGUGGCACUGGUACGUCUUCGCCAAUACCUGGCCUUCAUCCAGACCCGCGCCCACAAAGCUCGCGUUGGUGUGAUGCGGAGCCGUAUCCGAGCUGAAGCGAUGUACCCCUUUCUGUGUUUGCGCUACGACGGUGUACAUGUGCUGGAUUUGGCUCUGGGCGAAGAUCGCAUCUUUUGUGAGCACUACGCCGACUACACGAGGCUGUCCAGCGAGUCGAAGCUAUCUGCACGGCAGCUGCAAUCCUGCGAAGAGCGUAUGAAGGCACGGGCGGCGGUUUUGGCGCAGCAGCUGCGCGAGCGAGAGGCAGCACUAGAGCACCGUUUUGGCAGCUACCUGCGCAGCGGCGACGCCCCUCUGCAGUGGUCGAGCACCUUUAUCGAGUACACUCCACGUGUCCUGCAGUAUGAGAAGUACCAUCUCGCCCACAAAAAAGAGGUGGCCGGCUCAAAAGCUGCGCGCGACUCCGCACGCUGCGCCCACAGACUUCGCAGGUGCAUACGACACAUGUCACAGGACCAGUUCCAGCGGCGCCUCAUACGCGGGAGCUACGGCGAAGAGAUCGCUGAGCGUUACCCGUAUCUAUCCCUCAUGCCUAUCGCCUCCGUUUCGCUGACCACGCUUCCUUUCGAGUGCCGGCAGGAGUUCCGCAUGCUGCACGCCACGCUUUUCGCGCCCCUGCGUGAAACUCAAGAGGACAUGGAGGGCAACAUGAAACGAAGCAACGCAGCAACGGCGGUGCCAGCGUCGCAUCUGUGCGCAUCUCUUCGCGCUUAUCGGCCGGAGUCCGUUGCGACCAAGACACACCAGUUGACGUGCAUUGUAGAGAAGAUGGCUCAGGAAGAGCUCGAUGCUCAGGUGCGGUUGCUGAAGGCGUUCCCCAGUAUUCCUCACUCGGUUCUCGGGGUUCCGACGACGCAGCUAGUGCUUCCGCCCAACUUUGAGCAGCAGUGGUCCAGAGCGGCAAAGGAGGGGUUCAAUGGCCCUUCCACACUAGAAGUAUACUCAGCUCUGGUGGAGUGCGCUACAUUCACUCGUGCCCUCCCACUCGCAAGGCAAUACCUCGACGAGCUGACUCUUGCAUCGCAACCGUUUCUCCUUUACACCACGCGCCAGUGCGUCUAUCUCCGUCACUUGCCCCUGCGCGACGAUGGACGGUACACUGCACUGCUCGAAAAGUAUGGUGCGCUAUUAGAGCGGAGCCCCCCAACGUCACCAGAGUGCGCUCUUCAGCGCGUGCGCCUGGCGGCUCGCGCAGACCAACUGGCGCUUCGGGCCACCCGACAGUGGGACCGCCUCCUCCGUCAGUUCCCUCAGCCCCCUGCCUUGAGCGAUGACCAACUCGUCCACCUGCAAAGGCAUCCGGCUAUGCUUCGAACGACGCAGCGAGCGCCUGACACAGCGAUAGACCCGCAUACAACUCAAACCAUCCUAGAGGACCUUGAAAAUCAGCAACGGCAAGAUACCGAAAGGGCCAUCGCAGACGCCGAGCUCCACAGCGACCUAUCCUUCCUUCACUCAUCGACUGAAGCACAGGACGUGACCGGAACUUCUACACUUCUCCAAUCCUACGAAACGGCCGAGCAAAGCCUACAAACCCCGUCGCAGCUGAACCAGGACGACAUUCCAUACGAGAACGAAAUUCAUGGCAAAACAACAAACAUCAAACAAAACGCGUCAUCCUCCAUAAUCCACCCCGCAAUCCCGUCCCGCCAUGAAAACCACACCAAGCCACGGGUGGCACCCACACCGAUACCGCAUGAAUAUGACGGUUUCAACAAAAUCACCUCCACCUACCCGUUCCUACGGCUGCACGAGGAGGAGGGGUGGGUGGAAGCGCUUGGGGCGGACGAGGCGUUCCAGCGUCUUGCUGCGGAGUACGCGGACCUGGUGUGCGAUCCGAGGAAGAACGCUGCCGCGCUGCGCGCUGUGGAGAACGGGAUGAACGAGCGCGGCGACGCGGUUGCUGCCGCGCUGCGGCGCGCUGCUGCGAUGGAGGAGCUGGCGUCGCGCUACCCGUUCCUACGGCUGCACGAGGAGGAGGGGUGGGUGGAAGCGCUUGGGGCGGACGAGGCGUUCCAGCGUCUUGCUGCGGAGUACGCGGACCUGGUGUGCGAUCCGAGGAAGAACGCUGCCGCGCUGCGCGCUGUGGAGAACGCGAUGAACGAGCGCAGCGACGCGGUUGCUGCCGCACUGCGGCGCGCUGCUGCGAUGGAGGAGCUGGCGUCGCGCUACCCGUUCCUACGGCUGCACGAGGAGGAGGGGUGGGUGGAAGCGCUUGGGGCGGACGAGGCAUUCCAGGGCCUUGCUGCGGAGUACGCGGACCUGGUGUGCGAUCCGAGAAAGAACGCUGCCGCGCUGCGCGCUGUGGAGAACGCGAUGAACGAGCGCGGCGACGCGGUUGCUGCCGCACUGCGGCGCGCUGCUGCGAUGGAGGAGCUGGCGUCGCGCUACCCGUUCCUACGGCUGCACGAGGAGGAGGGGUGGGUGGAAGCGCUUGGGGCGGACGAGGCGUUCCAGCGUCUUGCUGCGGAGUACGCGGACCUGGUGUGCGAUCCGAGGAAGAACGCUGCCGCGCUGCGCGCUGUGGAGAACGGGAUGAACGAGCGCGGCGACGCGGUUGCUGCCGCACUGCGGCGCGCUGCUGCGAUGGAGGAGCUGGCGUCGCGCUACCCGUUCCUACGGCUGCACGAGGAGGAGGGGUGGGUGGAAGCGCUUGGGGCGGACGAGGCGUUCCAGCGUCUUGCUGCGGAGUACGCGGACCUGGUGUGCGAUCCGAGGAAGAACGCUGCCGCGCUGCGCGCUGUGGAGAACGCGAUGAACGAGCGCGGCGACGCGGUUGCUGCCGCACUGCGGCGCGCUGCUGCGAUGGAGGAGCUGGCGUCGCGCUACCCGUUCCUACGGCUGCACGAGGAGGAGGGGUGGGUGGAAGCGCUUGGGGCGGACGAGGCGUUCCAGGGCCUUGCUGCGGAGUACGCGGACCUGGUGUGCGAUCCAGAGAAGAACGCUGCCGCGCUGCGCGCUGUGGAGAACGGGAUGAACGAGCGGGGGGACGCGGUUGCUGCCGCGCUGCGGCGCGCUGCUGCGAUGGAGGAGCUGGCGUCGCGCUACCCGUUCCUACGGCUGCACGAGGAGGAGGGGUGGGUGGAAGCGCUUGGGGCGGACGAGGCAUUCCAGGGCCUUGCUGUGGAGUACGCGGACCUGGUGUGCGAUCCGAGGAAGAACGCUGCCGCGCUGCGCGCUGUGGAGAACGCGAUGAACGAGCGCGGCGACGCGGUUGCUGCCGCACUGCGGCGCGCUGCUGCGAUGGAGGAGCUGGCGUCGCGCUACCCGUUCCUACGGCUGCACGAGGAGGAGGGGUGGGUGGAAGCGCUUGGGGCGGACGAGGCGUUCCAGCGUCUUGCUGCGGAGUACGCGGACCUGGUGUGCGAUCCAGAGAAGAACGCUGCCGCGCUGCGCGCUGUGGAGAACGCGAUGAACGAGCGCGGCGACGCGGUUGCUGCCGCACUGCGGCGCGCUGCUGCGAUGGAGGAGCUGGCGUCGCGCUACCCGUUCCUACGGCUGCACGAGGAGGAGGGGUGGGUGGAAGCGCUUGGGGCGGACGAGGCGUUCCAGCGUCUUGCUGCGGAGUACGCGGACCUGGUGUGCGAUCCGAGGAAGAACGCUGCCGCGCUGCGCGCUGUGGAGAACGCGAUGAACGAGCGCGGCGACGCGGUUGCUGCCGCACUGCGGCGCGCUGCUGCGAUGGAGGAGCUGGCGUCGCGCUACCCGUUCCUACGGCUGCACGAGGAGGAGGGGUGGGUGGAAGCGCUUGGGGCGGACGAGGCGUUCCAGGGCCUUGCUGCGGAGUACGCGGACCUGGUGUGCGAUCCAGAGAAGAACGCUGCCGCGCUGCGCGCUGUGGAGAACGGGAUGAACGAGCGCGGCGACGCGGUUGCUGCCGCGCUGCGGCGCGCUGCUGCGAUGGAGGAGCUGGCGUCGCGCUACCCGUUCCUACGGCUGCACGAGGAGGAGGGGUGGGUGGAAGCGCUUGGGGCGGACGAGGCGUUCCAGGGCCUUGCUGCGGAGUACGCGGACCUGGUGUGCGAUCCAGAGAAGAACGCUGCCGCGCUGCGCGCUGUGGAGAACGCGAUGAACGAGCGCGGCGACGCGGUUGCUGCCGCACUGCGGCGCGCUGCUGCGAUGGAGGAGCUGGCGUCGCGCUACCCGUUCCUACGGCUGCACGAGGAGGAGGGGUGGGUGGAAGCGCUUGGGGCGGACGAGGCGUUCCAGGGCCUUGCUGCGGAGUACGCGGACCUGGUGUGCGAUCCAGAGAAGAACGCUGCCGCGCUGCGCGCUGUGGAGAACGGGAUGAACGAGCGCGGCGACGCGGUUGCUGCCGCGCUGCGGCGCGCUGCUGCGAUGGAGGAGCUGGCGUCGCGCUACCCGUUCCUACGGCUGCACGAGGAGGAGGGGUGGGUGGAAGCGCUUGGGGCGGACGAGGCGUUCCAGCGUCUUGCUGCGGAGUACGCGGACCUGGUGUGCGAUCCAGAGAAGAACGCUGCCGCGCUGCGCGCUGUGGAGAACGCGAUGAACGAGCGCGGCGACGCGGUUGCUGCCGCACUGCGGCGCGCUGCUGCGAUGGAGGAGCUGGCGUCGCGCUACCCGUUCCUACGGCUGCACGAGGAGGAGGGGUGGGUGGAAGCGCUUGGGGCGGACGAGGCGUUCCAGCGUCUUGCUGCGGAGUACGCGGACCUGGUGUGCGAUCCGAGGAAGAACGCUGCCGCGCUGCGCGCUGUGGAGAACGCGAUGAACGAGCGCGGCGACGCGGUUGCUGCCGCACUGCGGCGCGCUGCUGCGAUGGAGGAGCUGGCGUCGCGCUACCCGUUCCUACGGCUGCACGAGGAGGAGGGGUGGGUGGAAGCGCUUGGGGCGGACGAGGCGUUCCAGGGCCUUGCUGCGGAGUACGCGGACCUGGUGUGCGAUCCGAGAAAGAACGCUGCCGCGCUGCGCGCUGUGGAGAACGCGAUGAACGAGCGCGGCGACGCGGUUGCUGCCGCACUGCGGCGCGCUGCUGCGAUGGAGGAGCUGGCGUCGCGCUACCCGUUCCUACGGCUGCACGAGGAGGAGGGGUGGGUGGAAGCGCUUGGGGCGGACGAGGCGUUCCAGCGUCUUGCUGCGGAGUACGCGGACCUGGUGUGCGAUCCAGAGAAGAACGCUGCCGCGCUGCGCGCUGUGGAGAACGGGAUGAACGAGCGCGGCGACGCGGUUGCUGCCGCGCUGCGGCGCGCUGCUGCGAUGGAGGAGCUGGCGUCGCGCUACCCGUUCCUACGGCUGCACGAGGAGGAGGGGUGGGUGGAAGCGCUUGGGGCGGACGAGGCGUUCCAGCGUCUUGCUGCGGAGUACGCGGACCUGGUGUGGGAUCCGAGGAAGAACGCUGCCGCGCUGCGCGCUGUGGAGAACGCGAUGAACGAGCGCGGCGACGCGGUUGCUGCCGCACUGCGGCGCGCUGCUGCGAUGGAGGAGCUGGCGUCGCGCUACCCGUUCCUACGGCUGCACGAGGAGGAGGGGUGGGUGGAAGCGCUUGGGGCGGACGAGGCGUUCCAGGGCCUUGCUGCGGAGUACGCGGACCUGGUGUGCGAUCCAGAGAAGAACGCUGCCGCGCUGCGCGCUGUGGAGAACGGGAUGAACGAGCGCGGCGACGCGGUUGCUGCCGCACUGCGGCGCGCUGCUGCGAUGGAGGAGCUGGCGUCGCGCUACCCGUUCCUACGGCUGCACGAGGAGGAGGGGUGGGUGGAAGCGCUUGGGGCGGACGAGGCGUUCCAGGGCCUUGCUGCGGAGUACGCGGACCUGGUGUGCGAUCCGAGAAAGAACGCUGCCGCGCUGCGCGCUGUGGAGAACGCGAUGAACGAGCGCGGCGACGCGGUUGCUGCCGCACUGCGGCGCGCUGCUGCGAUGGAGGAGCUGGCGUCGCGCUACCCGUUCCUACGGCUGCACGAGGAGGAGGGGUGGGUGGAAGCGCUUGGGGCGGACGAGGCGUUCCAGCGUCUUGCUGCGGAGUACGCGGACCUGGUGUGGGAUCCGAGGAAGAACGCUGCCGCGCUGCGCGCUGUGGAGAACGCGAUGAACGAGCGCGGCGACGCGGUUGCUGCCGCACUGCGGCGCGCUGCUGCGAUGGAGGAGCUGGCGUCGCGCUACCCGUUCCUACGGCUGCACGAGGAGGAGGGGUGGGUGGAAGCGCUUGGGGCGGACGAGGCGUUCCAGCGUCUUGCUGCGGAGUACGCGGACCUGGUGUGGGAUCCGAGGAAGAACGCUGCCGCGCUGCGCGCUGUGGAGAACGCGAUGAACGAGCGCGGCGACGCGGUUGCUGCCGCACUGCGGCGCGCUGCUGCGAUGGAGGAGCUGGCGUCGCGCUACCCGUUCCUACGGCUGCACGAGGAGGAGGGGUGGGUGGAAGCGCUUGGGGCGGACGAGGCGUUCCAGGGCCUUGCUGCGGAGUACGCGGACCUGGUGUGCGAUCCAGAGAAGAACGCUGCCGCGCUGCGCGCUGUGGAGAACGGGAUGAACGAGCGCGGCGACGCGGUUGCUGCCGCACUGCGGCGCGCUGCUGCGAUGGAGGAGCUGGCGUCGCGCUACCCGUUCCUACGGCUGCACGAGGAGGAGGGGUGGGUGGAAGCGCUUGGGGCGGACGAGGCGUUCCAGCGUCUUGCUGCGGAGUACGCGGACCUGGUGUGCGAUCCGAGGAAGAACGCUGCCGCGCUGCGCGCUGUGGAGAACGCGAUGAACGAGCGCGGCGACGCGGUUGCUGCCGCACUGCGGCGCGCUGCUGCGAUGGAGGAGCUGGCGUCGCGCUACCCGUUCCUACGGCUGCACGAGGAGGAGGGGUGGGUGGAAGCGCUUGGGGCGGACGAGGCGUUCCAGCGUCUUGCUGCGGAGUACGCGGACCUGGUGUGCGAUCCGAGGAAAAACGCUGCCGCGCUGCGCGCUGUGGAGAACGGGAUGAACGAGCGCGGCGACGCGGUUGCUGCCGCGCUGCGGCGCGCUGCUGCGAUGGAGGAGCUGGCGUCGCGCUACCCGUUCCUACGGCUGCACGAGGAGGAGGGGUGGGUGGAAGCGCUUGGGGCGGACGAGGCGUUCCAGCGUCUUGCUGCGGAGUACGCGGACCUGGUGUGCGAUCCGAGGAAGAACGCUGCCGCGCUGCGCGCUGUGGAGAACGGGAUGAACGAGCGCGGCGACGCGGUUGCUGCCGCACUGCGGCGCGCUGCUGCGAUGGAGGAGCUGGCGUCGCGCUACCCGUUCCUACGGCUGCACGAGGAGGAGGGGUGGGUGGAAGCGCUUGGGGCGGACGAGGCGUUCCAGCGUCUUGCUGCGGAGUACGCGGACCUGGUGUGCGAUCCAGAGAAGAACGCUGCCGCGCUGCGCGCUGUGGAGAACGGGAUGAAGGAGCGCGGCGACGCGGUUGCUGCCGCACUGCGGCGCGCUGCUGCGAUGGAGGAGCUGGCGUCGCGCUACCCGUUCCUACGGCUGCACGAGGAGGAGGGGUGGGUGGAAGCGCUUGGGGCGGACGAGGCGUUCCAGCGUCUUGCUGCGGAGUACGCGGACCUGGUGUGCGAUCCAGAGAAGAACGCUGCCGCGCUGCGCGCUGUGGAGAACGGGAUGAAGGAGCGCGGCGACGCGGUUGCUGCCGCACUGCGGCGCGCUGCUGCGAUGGAGGAGCUGGCGUCGCGCUACCCGUUCCUACGGCUGCACGAGGAGGAGGGGUGGGUGGAAGCGCUUGGGGCGGACGAGGCAUUCCAGGGCCUUGCUGCGGAGUACGCGGACCUGGUGUGCGAUCCGAGGAAGAACGCUGCCGCGCUGCGCGCUGUGGAGAACGCGAUGAAGGAGCGCGGUAGAUGGGUUGGUGUGCUGCUGUCUGAGAAGGGUUUUUGUGAGCUUCUGGAUGGUGUGAUUGCGGAGGAAGACACCAGUCGGUGCAGAAUGAGAGCUUCGGAGGGAGACGGACGGGGAGUCAUCGUUUUCGAUGCUUUGCUUGAAAGUGAAGAGGUUGAGCGAAAUCGGAUAAUUUCCCUGGAAGAGGAGAGGUUGUCAAGUCUGAGCAGCGCGUUGUUCUUGGAGCGCUCUGCAUUAUCCGAGGCCACGCGGGCGCGGUUUGAGAAGGCGUUUGCAGACUGUUCAGCGGAGGAGGCAGCUGGUCGAAAGGCUGUGCAGUUGGAGGCGUAUGCUCGUCUGGCUUCAGUGGCUGUAGAGUUCGUGCAGAACGAGGAGAAGGCUAGGCGCUGUGCCAUCCACGCCGUGGAGGAGGCUGCUGCGCUGGAACUUGCUGACGCUGCGUUGCGCGAUCGUGAGGCGGCAGCCGAGCAGAUGCGGUUGCGUCAACACCGGGCGCUUGCGGACUGCGAGUCAGUGGAGGGUGAUGUGCGUGGCCAAGUCGCAGCUGAUGAGGCUGCAGCUCGUUUCAGUGUAGCCGCGCCUUUUCUCAUGUCCGAGGAAGCCCUGCAACGUAAAGAAAUCCUGUCGAUGGAGCAGCAGUCGGCUGUGCAGCUCGCUAUGCGAGAGAGUUGUGAGCGCGGGGUCGUGCUGCGCAAGAUGCUUUCGCGACUGAGUGCAUUUAUCGAGUCUUCUGUGGAAAAGGAAGCGGAGUCACGAAGUGCGCUGGAGUUGUUGGAGACGAGGACGCGCGAUGCUCUCGCUGAAGAUGCGAAGAAACACACAGAGGCGCUUUCAUUAGUAGCUGCACGGCGGAGCUCUCUGCUCCAAAGCGAGACGCUGACCCGUGAGGGUGUUGAGCUGGAUGAAAAGGGCACGCGUGAGUCCCUGAAAGGCGAGUAUCAGCUGUUACGGGAGAGCGUGGCAUCAAAGUACCCGGGGGCGACGGAGUCCCACAAGGCACACGCGAAACUCGAAGCUACCGAGGCAUUGCUGCCGAUGGAAGAGAAUUCGUUAGACAUUGCCCUCUCGUCUGAACAGUCAGUUGCCCUUCUACAGAGAGCUGGUCGGGGCCGUCUCUUGCGAAAGAAGCUGCAGAGGCGUUUGGAGAAUCGGCGCCGUGAUAUCCUCAAGCAGGGUGUGAGCCAUAUUCUCGCGGAAGAGUUUACGGGCAGACGCACUAUUGUGGGGGAUGAGUACUUGCAGCGGCAAGGCUUGCGCGAUCAGUACGACCGUGCGGUCCCUAUGACACACUAUGAUGACCCAGUUGAUGUGGCGCUGCAGCAGCUGAUGAUAGCUGAGGAGUCUGAGCGCGACAAUAUCCUCAGCGACUACAUUCUCGCCCGUGGUGCCAUUGAGCGGGCAGAGCACAAGCAGUUUCUCAAACAGAAAGCGCUUUUGUGGGUCUCUGGGGCACUUGAGUUCUCUGAUGACGAGGAGGUGGCUGAUCUGCACUUGUCAGACUUCCAAGGUACAGAGAGCACUCUGACGGCUGGCAGCCGGACAAACCGCUCUAGGACUCGAUACAAGGGAUUCGAACUUGACGCCCUCGGUCGCUUCUUGCUCGACUACGAGAAGGACAUCAACCAAAUGCAGACGACGCUGGCCGACUUCCGCCGCUCUGUGGCCAUCGUGCAUGACCAACUAAAGGAUGCCCGAGAUCGUGCGGCGCAGGAGAUUGUGCGCGGUGGCACAGGCGCUAUUUGGGUGCCUGCGCGUCCGCUCCCCCUCGCAGAUCUUGUGAGGGGCCCCAACACUCAGUACGAGGGCAAACGAGCUCAUCGAGCACUGUAG